UGUACGAGGAUGGCCUGCUAGCCGUUGGCCCAUCUGCUAAUGGCGCACGUCGGGGUCAAUCGCCCAGACUGCUCAUCUUCACCGCUUCUCCUCCUGACUCUCAAUCUCCCCACCACAAAUGCGCGCAUGAAACGGAUUGGGGCAGGCGAGCGAUCGUAUCCUUCAUCACAAUGGAGGUGUAGAAGAAACUGGUGGAGACCUCCGGCAACUGUCCACCCUUUAAAUAUUGUUCUGCAGAAAUUUGUGCCGGCGCCUCUGCUCGAGAUCUGCAAGCUGGGUGUACGUGCUUCAUCUCCAGAUUCGUUAUUUUCUCUGCCGAUAAGUCAACGCGAGUUGAAUCUCCCCACCACCGUCGACGCUCAUCUCCUUCCGGUGCGACGCGUGCCGGACGAGGCAGAUUGGAUCCCUCGCCGCCACCACCGCGUCGCCGCGGACACAUGCUCGGAGAAUCUGAAUGCCUCUACAGGUUACAGCCCAGCUUUGGCCAUUUCUCACGGAAAGGAAGUUACGGGCUGGCAUGGCCCAGUUAAAAUCAAGGGGUGGGGUCAGCUAAAAUCAAGGAGGGGUGAAUUCAUGGUGGAGAGGAUGACACAUCUCCCUGUGAAAUCAGUCCGUAGCACACUUUCCGUAAGUGUAGGAUUUUUGUUAAUACUGCUAUUUUGUUUUGGUCCAAGGUUGAGCUUUGGGGAGUAAACACAAGUAUUGUAAUUUUUUGAUUGGGGACCUUCAGUGUGGUAUCUCUGCUUUCA
Messenger RNA from Triticum aestivum (bread wheat), 749 nucleotides. RefSeq lists its product as uncharacterized. The transcript is spliced from 4 exons. NCBI's taxonomy places the organism in Eukaryota, Viridiplantae, Streptophyta, Magnoliopsida, Poales, Poaceae. The coding region runs from base 40 to 693 and encodes 217 amino acids. The record is from RefSeq and is a predicted model, not a curated record.